AAGGGGGGGGGGGCAGAUAGAUUUGUCUGGCAGGUGCGCAGUGCAUGGUUGAGUGCGCACUGGUAACGCUACACUGUGACGGAUCGGUUUGACACUUGCAUGUAAGUGGCGAGGGUUCUGCAGCUGGCACCUGGCACUGCCUCUUGUGGACUGUUUGCUGGUUGUGCUUAUACACGUGAAGCCGUCUUUCUCCUCCCACAUCAUGUUCACAUUGUUGGGGGGGUGAUCAUGGCUUAUAGAUCAUUUGCUGGAUGCCCACAUGGAGUAGGAUGGGGAGGGGGGUUUUGUUGCUUGCAUUGCAUGCUGCCUGCAUUGCGUCUCAAUGUGAAUCCCCCUAGAAGGAAGAAAACAAACACACACGCAAAAAAAAAAAACACUGCCUUGUUUUUUUUCCCCCUUUUCUCUUAGCAGUAAAAGCCUAUAAGGAUGUAGUAUUUUAAAUGGCUGGACUUGUGACACCCAGGGAGGAUCUGAUCCUGCCUGCACCAAACAGCUCUCAUGUUUCUGCUGAUACUGCAACGUCAAUAAAUGGUUAGAGUUUGCUAUUGCCUCAUAAUGUAUUCAGACUUAGCCAUACCGGGCUGGUUGCUGCUAUAGAGAGGGCUGAUGCUCCUAUGAUGCAGCUGGUCUGCAUCCUAUCCCCGGGACUGCUCUCCUCUACCAUACGGAAUAAAAACAGCACAAGGAGUAAGGAUUUAAAAAAAUGACUCUCUAUGCCGCUAUGUUUGCUUUCAAUGCAGAAUGGGCAGCUCAGCAGGACUAACAUGGGCUUUAUUGUGGAUUUAAGGGGCACAGGAGCUUGCCUUUGCAUGUGCCUCCCUGUAUACUGCAAGGCUUGACGCAUUCCCAGCCUGCUAUUACUUCUCAUCCUGCUGCAGCAGCACCCACACAAGCAUUCAUCUACCGCACUGGCGUGAUCUUCUGGUUUACCUAACUGUGAAUACAGAAAAAAAAGGAGGGGAAAGCAAGAGGAAAAUCUGCUGAGUUGGCAAAGACCUUAGCAUCCUCCAUCCUCCAGCAUUUUCAUGUUUGGGGAGCUGUGGCAGCAGCAUUACAGCAAUGGUAGAUUCAGAUAGGAGAACUGGCCUGCUGCAUUAAAGGAGACAAACAGUAAGGAUCUAAUAUAUUUUUUGUUUUGCUUGUUUUUGAAAACAAUUCCGCCAGGACAGUUUCCUGGGGGGUGCUGUGGCCUCAAAAGAUCUGCAUCCCCUAUCCUGUUUCUACUGCUUCAAAGACCCCCAGGGACCUGGCAGUCUAUACAGAACAAAGUCAAGGGGUAGAAGGAGGGUGCUGCGGCAUCAAAGUGGUUAUUCCUAGCAGCUCCUCCUCCCCAACCCCUCCUCCCCUGCAGAAAAAUGACCGUGAUUGCCGGGGAGAACAUGGACGAGACCUCAGCCCUACCUGGGCACCCUCAAGACAGCUAUCAACCAGACCAUGAGGAUCAUGAGUGCUGCGAGAGGGUGGUCAUCAACGUGGCUGGGUUACGCUUUGAGACCCAGUUAAAGACCCUAGCCCAAUUCCCCAAUACUUUGCUUGGGAACCCCAAAAAGAGGAUGCGCUAUUUUGACCCUCUUAGGAAUGAGUACUUUUUUGAUCGCAACAGGCCCAGUUUUGAUGCCAUAUUGUAUUACUACCAGUCUGGGGGCAGGCUUCGCAGGCCAGUCAACGUACCCCUGGACAUGUUUUCAGAAGAGAUCAAGUUUUACGAACUAGGGGAAGAAGCCAUGGAGAAAUUUCGAGAGGAUGAGGGCUUUAUCAAAGAGGAGGAGCGCCCUUUGCCCAAGAGAGAGUUCCAACGUCAAGUAUGGCUUUUGUUUGAAUACCCUGAAAGCUCAGGACCCGCCAGGAUCAUUGCCAUCAUUUCGGUCAUGGUCAUUCUCAUCUCUAUUGUUAUUUUCUGCUUAGAGACUUUGCCAGAGCUUAAGGAAGAACGGAUCUUCAGUCGCAGGGUGGACAACAGUACAGUUUUCUUCAAAUCCAACAUCUUCACGGAUCCCUUCUUUGUGGUGGAAACCCUCUGCAUCAUCUGGUUCUCCUUUGAAUUGGUGGUAAGGUUUUUUGCUUGCCCCAGCAAGCCGGAAUUCUUCAAGAACAUCAUGAACUUUAUUGAUAUAGUGGCCAUCAUCCCAUACUUUAUCACCUUGGGGACUGAAAUGGCCGAGCAAGAGGGUCCCCAAAAAGGGGAACAGGCAACAUCUUUGGCAAUCCUGAGGGUCAUCAGACUGGUAAGAGUCUUUAGAAUCUUCAAACUCUCCAGACAUUCUAAGGGCCUCCAGAUUUUGGGACAAACCUUGAAAGCUAGCAUGAGAGAACUAGGGUUGCUAAUCUUUUUUCUAUUCAUUGGGGUCAUCUUGUUCUCCAGCGCAGUGUACUUUGCUGAAGCAGAAGAGGAUGACUCUCAUUUUUCAAGUAUCCCUGAUGCUUUCUGGUGGGCGGUGGUAUCCAUGACCACUGUGGGCUAUGGUGACAUGUACCCUGUGACAAUUGGGGGCAAAAUCGUGGGCUCCUUGUGUGCCAUUGCUGGUGUCCUGACAAUUGCCCUGCCUGUACCUGUCAUCGUGUCCAACUUCAACUACUUCUACCACCGAGAAACUGAAGGGGAGGAACAGGCUCAGUUACUUCAUGUUAGUUCCCCCAAUUUAGCCUCUGACAGUGAUAUGAGCCGACGCAGCUCUUCGACUAUGAGCAAAUCUGAGUACAUGGAGAUCGAAGAGGAUCUGAAUAAUAGCAUAGAUAAUUUUAGAGAGUCAAAUCUCAGAACUGGCAACUGCACCGUAGCCAAUCAGAACUGUGUUAACAAAAGCAAGCUACUGACAGAUGUGUAGAUGGAGGUCAACAGCUGCAGGAUGUCAAUGGCCCUGGCCACUUUCUGUAGAUGCUUUAAAACUAGUCUUUGAAUGCUUUACCUUUUUCAUCGCCAAUGCGUUGUUGCAUUGCGAAUAUGUGCUCAGCGAACAAAGAAGCUUUCAGGAUCCGUGAAAGAUAACUUAUUAAUCAUUUAUUUUUUAAAUGGAUAUUUUUGGUUUUUCUUCUUCCGACCGGGUCAAUGAGUUGUUGGGGGGGAAAUGGGGGGACGAGGAGAGUAUCUCCCGAACCGGUUGUACUAGUGAAAGGGUAAAUUUUUUUUUUUUACUACAGGACAGCAAGUGAUUAACACUUUCACCUCCUUGCUUGUCAAUCUUAAAAAAAAAAAAAAAAAAUUGUUUUGAAUGGCAACCAUUGAUUUAAAGAGAUAUGCAUGGAUUUACAGUAGAUUCUAAAAGACGACUACGUAGAGCAUCCGAGGAAGUGCAUCUGAAGGAAAGGGGUUAACCGUGAAGUAUGCAAAAACACUUUGAUCUGAAGAAGUGUAUUACUAUCCAAUGAAAUAAUAUGCACUUACCGAUGACCUACUGAUUCAUAAAGCACCUUAGGAAUCAAUCCAUGACUUUGCUUCAUCUUAAAGGGACAGGGACUUAUACAAUACUAAGUCAUUUAAAUGGAAAAAAGACAUACAUCUGCAAUUGCUGCUAGAGUUUUUUCUUUCUUAUAUGCAGAUGAUCUCAACUUUUUAUUUGGUUCACAAAACUUGGAUGCAACCCCCUAAUCUUUUUACCCUCUACCCUUAACCCCCCACCCCCCGUGUCCAUUCUAGUUGCAAUACAGCACAAUGGUAUUAAUCAUUAGCAUGUUUUUCAAUUUGAUACCUAUUGUAUUUAUUUGGUAAUCUAGCAUGCCUGAAAUGUGACUACCCCAAUCAAUGUGGGGGACAAGUUUAAAAUUUUAUUUUUUUUUUAAAAUAAUUUUUAGUCUAUUUUUUUUUUUUCUCUCAAACCCUUUGGCUUUCCGUGUGAAAUGCAACUGGGCCACGGUGCAAGAUGUCGCGGCCUUAACUUGUAAAAGAAUAACAUGAUUCAUUAUUUAUUCAUUUUUUUUUACAUUUAUUUAUUUAUUUCCGUCCUUUUAAUGGCUAUUAUUUGCAUUCACCAAAAGUGCACUCCUGAUUUCAGAAAAAAAAAAAAAAAUGAUGAAAAAAGAAUAAAAAACGAAAGAGAAAAAAAAUCUACAAUUUUAAAUUAGUAAUUUACAGUACUGUAUGUAAAUGCAUAGUAAGUCGAAAAACAAAGCAAAACAAAAACGGAGACAAUAAAUAACCUUUUACUGAAGACCACGCAUGUUACGAAGUAUUCAGCAUUAUGGCCUACUUGACUAAGGUGUAAUCUGAAGUAAUUUAUGCAUGAUAUCAGUAUUAUAGAAAAAAUAACUAAAAAAAAAAAAUUUCAAAGUCAAUGUUCAUAUUGGAUUAGGAGCCAGUUGGAAUUUUAAGGGCCUAAUUAAUUUUUUUCCUGUAGUAUAUCUCAGGGAAAUAUGCUAACUUAUCUCCAGGCAUAAUUGUUAAAAAAUGUAAAAACAGAAAAAAACAAUAAUAAUACUAAAAUCCUAGAGUUACUCUACGACUUCUUAAAAGUCGAAACGAGCAGUAUGUAAUGAUACCGAAGAAAUUCAAUGCAAAGUAUAGACUUACUGAAUUGGUGCAGAUGCAUGUAUAUUGCUACAGCCUCAGAAUGUAAUUUAACCAUUAACUGUAUGCGCUAAAAAAAAAAGCAAAAAAAUUAAAUAAAAUUAAAUUUUAAAAAAUUGCAGACAUUUCCUUAGCUUUUUAUGAUUUGACGUCCAUAGUCUUUUUAUUUUUAUUUAAUUUUUUUUUUUUUUGUAUUACUCUAGAAUUUGCUAAGGAAACUCUAGAGAACUGAAUGAUCUAGAUAGUUGCUAGUGCCUUUAUUCUUUCUUCACUGACUUGCUGAAAGUGCCUCCGUGAAUAGAGCUAAAAUGGACAGGAACUGGGAAUUUUUUUUUUUUUUUUACAAAAAUAAUAAAAACAAAACUCUAGGGGGCGUGCUAUCCCCUUGUGUUCAAAUAAAGGGAACUCAAUGAUGUAUAGAGCAAAAAGGGCCAGUGAAUGCUUGGAUGUUUAUUCUCUUGAAAGACCAUUUAUAUUACUAUUGCUUUUUAUUUGUUUUAGCGAUUAGGUACAAAAACCCUUUUAUAUUGUGAAUGUGCCGUGCAAAUUUUUUUUUGGAAACUUUUCACCUGGAAAAAAAAAGGAAAAGUUAUGCACUUAACAAGUCCCCAUUAUGUUUUUUUUUUUUUUUUUUCCUAUCCAGUCAUUCCUCAGUUGGGCUUCCACCCUUGCACCAGUAUCCACCAAUACAUAUGCAAUGCUAUGAUGCAAAAUUCUAUGAUUUAUACGCACACUGCCAACAUUUUUUGAAAAAAUUUUUGUACCCGAUGUAUAAAAAAUAAAAAUAAAAAAAAUUAUAAAAAAGACUCAGGAUGAUGUAAUUCCAGAGCUGGUGGGCUAGUGCAUAAAAGGCUUCUACCCCCCUUGGUGCAACCCCCUUUUUCUUUAACAUAUUCUUACAAAGAAGGCAAAUGAACUGUCUAGGGAUGUAAAACGCUGGAAAGAUCUAGAGCUAAGAAGCCCGAUUUCGCUAGAUAUUUUAAAUAUUACAACCAAAAAUGUUAAAUAUUUAAAUUAAAAUUUAGAAAUAAUUAAUUUGAAAAUUAGAAAUAUUUAUGUUUAAAAAUUGGAAAUAUUUACAUGGAAAAUUUUAAAUAUUUUUGUUUAAAUUUAAUUGAAAAUAAUCAAUUUGGAAGGUGUUUCUAUCUUUUUGCCAAUUUUAAGAAAAAUAAAAAACUAAGUUAACACUAAGGAUAGGUAGAAAAACUUUCUGCACUUACGUUAGGCCCGAUGAAAACAACAACAACAAAAAAAAUCAAUAAAUAGACAAACAAACAAAAAAAGUAGAAUAAAAAGAAAAAAAAGACCUGGUAACUCUCUUACGUGAGAGUCUUUGGACGAAGUUUGCACUCAUGAAUGGACUGAUUUUUUAUUUUGUUUUUUUCAAUUUCCAAAAAAUAUUCAAAAAAACUUGCAAAUCAUAGCACAGGGCAUUAAGCUUCCAAAUGCAAUGCAAAAAGCGCAAAACAAAAAUAUUGGUUGCCCUCUCCAUCCUGGUACGACACAGCAAAAAUAAAACAACAAUAACCUAAAGCUUUUUUUUUUUUAAUGUUUUUUAUUUUUUUACAUUUUUUGACAUUUUUACUGCUGCAUUCAGUAAAGUUGCAAUAAAAUGUUCUUUGUGUGAAGCUGAAUAAGGUGGUUCAAGUAACAUCAGACAAAGGCUCAAUUGGCAACUUGGUUUCUAGGAUUUGGGGGUUCCCAUAAAUUUGUUUUAAGGACUUAAUAUUUCUGCAUGAGUACAACAACAAAAAAAGUGCUGCAUGACUAGAUUUUUUAUUUUAUUUAUUAUUUUUGUUUUUAUUU
Messenger RNA from Hyla sarda, 6307 nucleotides. Its product is annotated as potassium voltage-gated channel subfamily A member 1. Bases 1356 to 2825 code for a protein of 489 amino acids. The transcript is spliced from 2 exons. Lineage: Eukaryota; Metazoa; Chordata; Amphibia; Anura; Hylidae. Gene Ontology annotation, biological process: protein homooligomerization; potassium ion transmembrane transport. Gene Ontology annotation, molecular function: delayed rectifier potassium channel activity; protein binding. Gene Ontology annotation, cellular component: paranode region of axon; neuronal cell body; juxtaparanode region of axon. The record is from RefSeq and is a predicted model, not a curated record.